AUGAUAGUUUGUGUCCAUCUACCUGAGCUCAAAAUUCAUUUUUACCACAAAGAGGUUCUAACUAGCCUGGGGAAUCUGAUCGCACGCACGAUCAAACUGGAUUACCACACCCUUACUCAACAAAGGGCGAAGUUCGUUCGUCUCGCUGUAGAAGUGGAUAUCUCCAAGCCUCUUGUUCCAAGAAUAUGGUUAGAUGAUGAUUGGCAGCCGGUUGUUUAUGAGAAUCUACCUGUCGUUUGUUUCGAAUGCGGGAAGAUCAGCCAUGCUUCUACUGCUUGCCCCCUGCUCCGACCAGUGUCGGUCCCGGAGUUAAUUGGGUCCGCCGGCGGGGAUAAGCAAGACCUCUCUCCGGAGGGGACGUCGGAGACUAAUGCAGGUUUCGGGCCAUGGAUGCUAGUCUCGCGUAAAGGACGGCGGAAUCAGCGGGAGCCAAUUAACAAAGGAAAGCAAAGAGAUUCGGGGGCCACAAUUCAGGCGAUCAUCCCCAAAAAUGGAAAGAAUGGAACGAAAAGUAAAGAGCCGAGGGAUUCCUUACCUUUUCUGGACCAACAAAGCUCGCCUCCUCGCCAACGGUCUUCGGGUCAAGAAAGGAAAGGGAAUGGAGAAAUUCAAAAUGGGACGGAGAAAAGGAAUGGUAAAGGCAUUAUGAGGGAGGAGGAGCCACCAGCAAGAAAGGGGCUUCUUGGACCAGGCCCAUCGGUGGGACCUGUGACUAAAAAAGGGCUCAAGCCCAAAUCGGAUGCUCUGAAGGCGUCCACGUCGGUUAUGCAUUCUGAAUCUCCCCUGAUUCCGACUAGUGGGCCUAAUGGAGCCACUAUAGCUGGGCCUCAGGCCCAAGGUGCCAAACCCUCCACCUCCUUCACCCCUCCCCCAACUUUGGUGACCAGGGGCCUAAAUGGGACAGUGAUGGAAGUGGUGCAAGUUCCUCCGCAAAAUGAAGCGUCUCCCCGUCGGGCAGACCAUGCCUCUCCGUCAACAGCGAACAGGACGAAGGGAAGGAAGAAUUCAAAGGGGCGAAUGAAGAAAGGGUCUCCUGCGAAGCUCAACCCUAUCCGUCCGCUGCAGCUGUGGUCGCCGAUGAAAGAGAAGAAGUCAAAAUCGAGGACCCGGAUGGCCUCGCUCACUCUUGAGGAGAUAUCUCCCUGGACGGAGGCGGCACAUCUUCCUAUGAAAACCCCGACGGUGAAGGAUUCUGUGGACGCCUUGGUCCUGGAUAUGAGCCACGGAGAACCAACUGGAGAGCCGUCUCUCCCAGCGGUCUAA
Molecule: messenger RNA, 1263 nt
Organism: Linum tenue
Lineage: Eukaryota; Viridiplantae; Streptophyta; Magnoliopsida; Malpighiales; Linaceae
Source: the annotation of a GenBank genome assembly